AAUCGGCGACAUUAGAGGAUGUGAAGCGUGAUGAUAUUUUGGUGUAUGUGUGACCGGGUGGCGGAGAGUGUGUAGUCCUGUGUCCCUGCUCAGGUGUUGUACGUCAUGGCCUCACCGCAAGUGCUUACCAGACUUGAACAGAGAGCAAUUCAAGCAGAACAUAUGAUUGAGCUGCUCACAAAACAGAUUGGACAGUUGCAGUCUGUUGCUGUAGAAGUACGCAAAGAUCAGUUGAAGAAGGAAAAUCUAGAAUUGCGCAAGGAAGUGGAGAGGCUAAAAAAUUGCUUGCCGAGUCUUGAAAAAUCCCAAGGAAUCACUUUGAAAAGUGAUAAAAAACUUGAGAAGAAAGAGAAGACGGCAGCAGGAGGGGGAGGGAAGCAGCAAGAUGAUAACGUUCCUGUAGAUGUGUCACGUUUAGACUUCAGAGUCGCAGAAACUGUGUCUGCAAAGAAGCAUCCAGAUGCAGAUUCACUCUAUGUUGAAGAGAAAAGUGAUAAAAAACUUGAGAAAAAACAGAAGACAGCAGCAGGAGGGGGAGGGAAACAGCAGGAAGAUAACGUUCACGUAGAUGUGUCACGUUUAGACUUCAGAGUCGCAAAAAUUGUGUCUGCAAAGAAGCAUCCAGAUGCGGAUUCACUCUAUGUUGAGGAGGUUGACGUUGGAGAAGAAAAGACGCGCACUGUAGUUUCUGGCCUUGUUAGGUUUGUUUCACUUGAGGAAAUGCAGAACCGUAUGGUGGUUGUAUUGUGUAACCUAAAACCAGCUAAGAUGCGUGGCAUCACUUCUCAGGCGAUGGUUAUGUGUGCUUCAACUCCUGAUAAGGUGGAGAUUCUGACACCACCAGAAGGCAGCCAACCUGGUGAUCUUGUGGAAUUUGAAGGUUAUACCAGAAACCCAGACUCUGUGCUGAAUCCUAAGAAGAAAAUAUUUGAAACUUGUGCUCCAGACUUGAAAACUGAUGCUAACAAAGUAGCUGUGUAUAAGGGCAUUCCGUUUACUGUUGCAGGAAAGGGAAUUGUUGUAUCACAGACUCUGGCAAAUGUCCAAGUAAAAUGAAUGAAUUAUUUUUUUUUUUUUUUUUUUUUUUAGGGGUCGUCUUUGUAAUACUGGGAUAUUUUAAUUUAAUUUGAUUACUUAGUUAAAUUGUUUAACAUAACGGUCAUAGUUGGUACAAUAUGCUGAACUGUUGAACCAAAAAUGUGUAGUAUGUUUACAAGGGAGCUUGUUACAAAUAAACUUCUUGUCACAUGCACAAUGAAAUCACAUUAUCGUGAUGUAUCAAUGAAAAGUUGGGAGUACGAAGAGAGCAGGCUUGAAUCCCCAUAAUGGCUCCUACAGAUUUUCUCAAUAAAAUUCAUUAUUACCU
Messenger RNA from Procambarus clarkii (red swamp crayfish), 1366 nucleotides. RefSeq names its product aaRS-interacting multifunctional protein 1 (gene AIMP1). Gene Ontology annotation, molecular function: tRNA binding. NCBI's taxonomy places the organism in Eukaryota, Metazoa, Arthropoda, Malacostraca, Decapoda, Cambaridae. The record is from RefSeq and is a predicted model, not a curated record.